AGCGCGGCGAGCUCCCGCCUCGCGCCGGGGUUGGGGGUCACGCGCGCCGCCGCCGCGGGCCUCCGGGCGCCCAUGGAGGGCUGGGGGGCGGAGGAGGAGGCGGCGGCCGGCGGGCCGCUGCAGCAGCUGGUGAAGCGGCAGCGCAAGGAGAAGCGGGAGCUGCAGGCAAAAAUUCAAGGCAUGAAAAAUGCUGUUCCCAAGAAUGAUAAAAAGAGACGAAAACAGCUGGCUGAUGAAGUUGCCAAACUAGAGGCAGAACUUGAACAGAAGCAUAAGGGGGAAUUAAAGCAGCUAAAGGAAGUGUCACCUGAGCAGAAUAAGACAGAUUCUAUAGCUGAUGGUGUUGCAAAUUUAGAGCUUGAAGGAGUAGAGCAACAGGUUCAGCAUCCUCGAAUAUCAAAAGCACAGAAGAGGCGGGAAAAAAAAGCUGCCUUGGAGAAAGAAAGAGAAGAAAGGAUAGCUGAAGCCGAGAUAGAAAAUUUAACGGGUGCUAGACAUCUUGAAAGUCAGAAACUUGCCUCCCUAUUGGCAGCAAGGCACUUAGAAAUCAAACAGAUCCCUUCAGAUGGCCAUUGCAUGUACAGAGCUAUUGAAGAUCAGCUCAAGGAUCACCAGAAUUCCUGGACUGUUGCAACUCUGAGGAGCCAAACAGCAAAGUAUAUGCAAAGUCACUUUGAUGACUUCCUGCCAUUUCUUACAAACCCUAGUACUGGAGACAUGUAUAGCAGAGAGGAAUUUGAAAAGUACUGUGAUGAUAUAGCAAAUACAGCUGCAUGGGGUGGUCAGCUGGAGCUAAGGGCUUUGUCUCACAUUUUGCAAACACCUAUUGAAGUAGUGCAGAUGGAUUCCCCUCCCAUUAUUGUUGGUGAAGAAUAUUCGGGCAAACCAAUAAUACUUGUGUAUAUGAGACAUGCCUAUGGAUUAGGAGAACAUUACAAUUCUGUAAAACUUCUAACAGAUGCUGCCACGGAAAAUGGCAGCUAGCAUACAAAAGUCAUAAAUCCACAUGGAUAAUAGCUGUGUCUUGAUGUGUUGGGCACCAGACAAUUUCCAGACAGACUGGAAAGUUAUGCUUUUUUUUCAUUUUUAAUCCUUUCAAUUUAGUUUAAAAGUUUUCACUAUAAAUCCAAAACAGCUCUUAAUUUAAAACAAAACCAAAUCAAAUCAAAACUACACAACAGUAUUUUGAACUUGUUGGCAUUAAGCAUGUUUAGAAGAUCUUCUCUAAAAAGGUGGCUAUGUUGGUCAGACUUUUUUUUUCCCCCAAUAGACCUUCAUCCCAUGCUGCAGUGAAGAUAGAGUAGUAAAUAUUUUGGUUAAUCAGCAUUUCUGCUGAAGAAUUAGUUACGUGAAGGUUCCUGUUACAUCAUUUUGGGCAGAUUUUGAUGCUCACGGAAGAGUUAAGGUAUUUAAAAUGAUUGUUUAUUUUGAUUGAUGGAAUAUCCUCUGCAGUGUUUCUUUAGUUCUGUCAGGAUCUAGCUUUAAUGCUCUAGGAGGGAUCCCUUUCUUCAUUUGGGUAGAGAAGAGCUGGAGACAAAUCCCGUAGUAGAAUAUCUUGAUACCUUGCUCGGCUGAAGGAAUCACAGUGUUUUAUUUUUAAAGACUUUCAUCUAAGAUUUUUAGCAAGGUUUGAGGACUUUUUUUUUUUUCUUUUCCAUUUGACAGCAGGAACUGAAUCUUGAUGCUCUUUCUAUACUGAAUUUGUAGGAAGAACGUUGUUGUUUAUACAUCAUAACGUUGAUGCAAGUUAACGGUGCUGUUCAUCCUUCAUGAUCUUUCAUUUGUGCAUUUUGAUGAUACAGAAAUCUUACAAACUAAAAGCCCUUCAAUGUCCUCACUUCAGGUAGUGAAACUCAACACAUCAUUUAUGGAUCUGCUGAUCUAAGCACUUUGUGAUCAAAGAUGUGGUAUUUUAUAAUGCUUAAAACAACUGGUUGCAUUCAAGUGUAAAAAUAACCACCUUGGGUUUUGUCAGGAACUUAAUUUUUCUGCAGAUCACCUUUAAACUGAAAUAUUCAUUGCUUCUAAUGAUGCACAGAGACCUGACAGGUGUGGCUUUUUUUAAUAUGGCUUGACUUUUUACAUUAGAAACAUAGAUUUUUGUCUUUUAAGUCACUGUAAAUGUGACUCCAAAAUUAGAAGUAUACUGAAACCAAAGUUCUAAUGCAAUUGUUUUUUAACAAUAGAAGUGAUUUUUAAAUUAAUUUAUUUUUUUUAAGCCUUAGUCAAUAACAUGACCAUUGUCUGUAUUAUAGUUUUGAUGAGUCGGAAAAAAGUGAUUCAUGUCGAGUUUCAACACCUUUGCUCUGAUUUGAGGAUUAUAAGCUAGUAACAGUGCGUAUCUUGUAGUCCUUCAGUAAAGUUAGCCAGCAGAUUGAUGUUCCUGGGUCUUAUAAAUUAGAAAGAACAAUCUGCUCUUACUUGAGGAGGAGAUAAGUGUUCACUUUAUGGAUCAGAUUGUCUGCUUUAAAGCACUUUGAGAGAGAGGGAGAGGAAAAAAUCAGACAAUUAUAGCAAGGGGUUUUGGAGAAGCAGAACUUGAAUUGUGACUUGUUUAGACUGGUUCCUGCCAGGAAAACAAGUAUUAACUAGAUUGGGAGGUUUUAUGUCCUUAUUUACCUGAUACAGUAUAGCAAAUAUAGCUGUAUUUAUAGCAGCUGCUUUACUGUACAAUUUAGUUUGCUACCUUGAUGUAUAAAAUGAUGUUUCUAAUUUUAAACAAAAAAUUGGUUACAGCAGUAUGGAAAAAAUAUUCCUAUUCAUAAUACCACUAUAAAUUUCACUAAAAAUAGCAAUCAGGAAUACUCUUCUGUGUUUUGCUUGGAACCGAUGUGAUUUUAAAUGCAUAUGCUGCAUUUUUUUAGAUACCCCAUGAAAAAAGUUCUUUGUUUUAUUUGGUUUUCAUUCAAUUAACUGCCAGAGAAAAGAUGCCAGAGCCGUGGAAUGCCUGUACCAACAGUUUGUCCUGUUGAAGAUGUUUACAAUUUGUAUAAAGCGAAAUAAUGUUUUAAUAUAGUGAGUGAAAGAUCUUUGCUCUUGCUGUAUGGGACUGGCCAAAAAGUAAUAAAUCAGUUUGUGGCA
Molecule: messenger RNA, 3081 nt
Organism: Falco peregrinus (peregrine falcon)
Lineage: Eukaryota; Metazoa; Chordata; Aves; Falconiformes; Falconidae
Gene: OTUD6B
Product: OTU deubiquitinase 6B
Exons: 7
Coding region: 73-984 (303 amino acids)
Biological process (GO): protein deubiquitination
Molecular function (GO): cysteine-type deubiquitinase activity
Source: RefSeq, a predicted model, not a curated record